Messenger RNA from Dovyalis caffra, 1782 nucleotides. NCBI's taxonomy places the organism in Eukaryota, Viridiplantae, Streptophyta, Magnoliopsida, Malpighiales, Salicaceae. The record is from the annotation of a GenBank genome assembly.
AUGUCUUCAGGUGUGGCCAUAAGUCCAAUUCAAACUGAACCCGUUCUUUCCCCUAAGUUCAUGAGCUGGCCACUAGUUCCAUGCCCUGAUGAGUCGAUUUUGAUAUAUCUCUCUGUUUCGGGGUCUGUGAUGCCUAUGCGGGUUCUAGAGUCUGAUUCUAUUGAAUCUGUGAAGUUACGGAUUCAAUCUUAUAAGGGUUUUGUUGUAAAGAACCAAAAAUUGGUGUGUGGAGGCCGCGAGCUUGCGCGGAGCAAUUCUCUUGUCCGUGAUUAUGGGGUCACGGAUGGGAAUGUUCUGCAUUUAGUUCUUAGGCUUUCGGAUCUUCAGGUUAUAAAAGUUAGGAGCACAAGUGGGAAAGAGUUCACGUUUUAUGUGGAGCGAGGGAGGGAUGUUGGGUAUGUGAAGCAACAGGUUGCAAAGAAAGAGAAGGAAUUUGAUGAUCUGGAUGAGCAAGAGGUUGUUUGUGAGGGGGAGCCCCUUGAGGAUCAGAGGCUAAUUGAUGAUGUAUGUAGAUAUAAUAAUCAUAAUGAUGCUGCAAUUCAUUUGUUAGUGAGGAAAUCGUCAAAAGUUAGGGCUAGGCCUGUGGAGAAGAAUUUUGAAUUGGAUAUCGUGGCGCCGAGAUUGAAUGAGGGAGAGAAUGUUAGGAGACAAUAUGAUGCUAGUGAAGAGAAUGAUAGGAGAGGUGAUGAAGUUGAUAGAGAGAUUGUACCGAGAAAGCCUCCUGAUAGGGAUUUUUUGUUGGAGCCAAUUAUUGUUAAUCCCAAAAUUGAAUUUCCGUCUCUGAUCUGGGAUAUGGUUAAUGCUACCAUUGAUGGAUUGGAUGCUGGAUUUGAUCCGAUCAGGUCUAUGGAGGGUACAGGAGGGGCUUAUUUCAUGCAGGAUUCACAUGGAGAGAAGUUUGUUUCUGUUUUUAAGCCGAUUGAUGAGGAACCUAUGGCUGUGAACAACCCUCAAGGGCUGCCAUUGUCUUUGGAUGGUGAAGGCUUGAAAAAGGGUACUAGAGUUGGAGAAGGGGCUUUCAGGGAAGUUGCGGCUUACAUUUUAGAUCAUCCAGAGAGUGGACACAGAUCAUUGUUUGGUGGAAGUAAGGGCUUUGCUGGGGUCCCUCCCACAGUUAUGGUCAAGUGCUUGCACAAAGGUUUCAACCAUCCAGAGGGUGUAACCGUCAAGAUUGGGUCCCUGCAGAUGUUUAUGGAGAACAAUGGAAGCUGUGAGGAUAUGGGACCUGGGGCUUUUCCAUUGAAGGAAGUCCAUAAAAUCUCCGUGUUGGAUAUUAGGAUGGCCAACGCAGAUAGGCAUGCUGGGAAUAUUUUGUUGGACAAAGAUCAAGAAAAUGGCCAGACUGUGUUGAUUCCAAUUGAUCACGGAUAUUGUUUGCCUGAAAGUUUUGAAGAUUGCACAUUUGAAUGGCUUUAUUGGCCCCAAGCUCGUCAACCUUAUGACUCCAAGACUAUUGACUACAUAAAAUCACUGGAUGCUGAAGAGGAUAUUGCCCUUCUGAGGUUUCAUGGAUGGGACAUGCCAGUUGCAUGUGCACGCACUUUUCGCAUAUCCACCAUGCUCCUGAAGAAAGGAGUGGAGAGGGGUCUCACUCCUUUUGCCAUUGGAAGUAUAAUGUGCAGAGAGACAUUGAAGAAGGAAUCUGUUAUUGAGGAGAUUGUCCAAGAAGCACAGGAUUCCACACUUCCUGUAACAAGUGAAGCUGCAUUCCUUGAAACACUAUCACUUAUCAUGGAUCACCGCCUUGAUGAGAUUGCUGGAUCUGCCUCGAUAAAUUGCUGA